Messenger RNA from Trichoderma reesei QM6a, 429 nucleotides. RefSeq lists its product as uncharacterized. The record is from RefSeq and is a predicted model, not a curated record. Gene Ontology annotation, molecular function: translation initiation factor binding; nucleotide binding. Gene Ontology annotation, biological process: transcription initiation at RNA polymerase II promoter; positive regulation of translational initiation; mRNA export from nucleus in response to heat stress. Gene Ontology annotation, cellular component: RNA polymerase II, core complex; P-body. Lineage: Eukaryota; Fungi; Ascomycota; Sordariomycetes; Hypocreales; Hypocreaceae. Bases 1 to 429 code for a protein of 142 amino acids. The transcript has 3 exons.
AUGUCUCAUCGCACGUCACGCCCGAAGCCUCCUCCGCCAGGCAACGAAGAAGCCGGCGCGGUCCUCAACCUGGGCGAGUUCCAGGACGUCGACACCCUCACCCUCUCCGAAGCCGCGCUCGUGCUCAAUGCGCUGGUCGCCAAGCGUCGAAACGACCGCAAGAACGUCAACGAGACGGAAAUGCUGAACCAGACGCUCAACUACCUGGAUCACUUUGCGCGCUUCACGCAGAAGGAGAAUGUCGAGGCUGUCGAGCGCUUGCUGAGCGCGCACAAGAAUCUGGCAAAGUUUGAGAGGGCGCAGCUUGGGUCGCUCUGCUGCGAAAACGCCGACGAGGCCAAGACGCUGAUUCCGUCCUUGGCGGACAAGAUUUCGGACGAGGAUCUGCAAGACCUGCUGGAUGAGAUUUCGAAGCUCCAGAACCGAUGA